AUGUCUACAAUUUAUACUCGAGAUCGACUCGCCGGUCGAUUGGGUUCUCUCCCUAGUAGACGACUGCCGUCGCAGGCACAGAAAACCAGUCAAGAUGCAUUGAAAAAACAAAACAAUUACUCCAAAAUCCUGGCCAAGGUGUUCCAUAUGAGAAUGAAGUUCUACUCACGGCUGGCACUGUUGCUCGCUUUCGUAUACACAAUCGUGGUCAGUCUGCCCUUCAGAACGAGCCCGUUGUUUUUUCCUGUGAAAUUGUCUCUGUUCUGGUGCUCAUUCAUGCUGCUGAAGUUUGCCAGAGACCUUACUUUGAAGGUCGAGACUACCACCUACUCGACUCUUUUUCAACAGAUUUUUGGAUCCCUGCUCUCAGCAGAGUUUGCUACCCUUAUGUCUUCAUUCCUGAUCUCCAAUGUGCUGACAUACGGGAUCAUCUGGUCGCAGACAGCCAGCCUGUCAUACUAUAUCGAGAGUCCAACAAAAACUAUCAAGCCCUUUGUCAACGAUAAAUUCCUUUAUUACUGGUUCUUUGCCUUUGCCAGUACGCUAGUUUACACUGUUUUCUUCCUCACAAAAGGAAAGAACCAAUUGAAAUUCAAGAUUGGUGUUUACCGAGUUGAGCCUCUAGAAUAUCUCAGGAAUCUGCCGCUGUCUGAGAUUUUGAAAGAGACCAGCAUUUUCAGCAUUUCAGUGACCCUCGCCACGCCCGUAAUAUUUCUCAUGGUCAGAAAAUUCAUGUUCAGCACCGUCCUAUUUCCAUUCAUUUGGCUGCUGAACCUCAACACCCAUCUUCCUAGAGUUUCCAUUUCUCUGUCACUAUACUUCGGCUUGUUCUUGCUCACCUUCACCACAGUCCUGCUGUACGAGGUUCUGAACGAAAUCUACAACGCUUAUGCCAUGGUGGGGUGUCUGAAUGUGAAGAAACCUCUCAGCACGCACGCAGAAGAUCAGCUGGAAACACUACUGUCCGGCCUCAAAGACAUCAAGCACCCGUUCGUGCGACUCACAACAUUCCAAGAGCUUGUGUACAUGGCACAGACAGCAGAGGAGAGGAAAUUCUUCUACAAGAACACAGCUAAUUGGACCUCUAUUCUUGAGCAGUGCUCGAUCGUGAUCCGCAGUGUGUCUAUGGCUGUGACGGCCGAUCUGAGUCUUCCGCCGGUGAUUCAAACUCCAGUCCAAAAAAAUAGCAUUUUCGGGAACUCUGGGUCUUCCAGGUCGCCCAUAGACGAGGACAAGUCAGACAGGAAAGCGGACUCGCUUUUCUUGCCAGCCGAGAAACCAAAACCAAAGCCGAAACCGUUCUGGGAAACCGUUCUGGACCGAAUUACCAGUCUUGGAAAAAAGGUUAGAAAGCCAGAAUUGCUCGUGAGACUGGAAAAGGAGUCUCGCAGCAGGAACACUCGCGAGGCACUCGAGUACGUCCUGUCUAGCCUCGGAUUUCUAGAAGACUUAUUUCUGCCCAACAUUGAGCGUGAGGCUGCAAAACGGGUGCCUAAUAAAGUGAUGGUGGGCGAUGCAGUGCUGGUGAUAUCAGAGGUAUUACUACACGCCAAACACGAGGACCGCAAGAGCGUUGUCGUCCCCACGUUGACCGAGGUGUUGACGCUUCUGACUCGCCUAUACAAGGCCACAGCAGAGUUUCUUUCCGACCCGCCCGCCAGAGACACAGGUAGCUGUUGUAUACGCGAGCUGAACGAGUUGACGCUGGACUACUUCUUCAAGCUGGUGGUGCAGUACAACUCUGUGCUGAACGACCUGAUUCUGGCUCCGGACGUGUUCAAGUUUGCCAAAUGGUGCACUGACACCGCGCUCGACGAGAAAAUGGAAUGGUGA
Ogataea haglerorum is the source of this 1833-nucleotide messenger RNA. RefSeq lists its product as uncharacterized. The record is from RefSeq and is a predicted model, not a curated record. Bases 1 to 1833 code for a protein of 610 amino acids. Gene Ontology annotation, biological process: nuclear pore organization; spindle pole body localization. Gene Ontology annotation, molecular function: spindle pole body-nuclear membrane anchor activity. Gene Ontology annotation, cellular component: nuclear pore transmembrane ring; spindle pole body. The transcript has a single exon. NCBI's taxonomy places the organism in Eukaryota, Fungi, Ascomycota, Pichiomycetes, Pichiales, Pichiaceae.